Cyanistes caeruleus (blue tit) is the source of this 1929-nucleotide messenger RNA. RefSeq names its product regulator of UNG2 and MKLN1 interacting yippee protein 1 (gene RUMY1). NCBI's taxonomy places the organism in Eukaryota, Metazoa, Chordata, Aves, Passeriformes, Paridae. The record is from RefSeq and is a predicted model, not a curated record. Gene Ontology annotation, cellular component: cytosol.
AUGGGAGGGCGCGGCCGGGAAUUCAAACUGACAGGUGGGAGCGUGGCCGUUGGCGCCGGACCGGGACCGGAACCGGGACCGGGACCGGGAUCGGAACCGGGAUUGGGACCGGGAUCGGGAUCGGAACCGGGACCGGGACAGGAUCGGGACCGGAUCGGGACCGCGGUCCCACCCGCCAUGUCCGCCACCGGCUGCACCUUCGAGGACCGGUGUGUGAGCGUGCUGUGCUGCCGGUUCUGCCGGCAGGUGCUGAGCUGGCGGGGCAUGCAGGCCGUGCUGCUGGCGGACACCGACACCCACCUCUACUCCACCGACAUCCCGCCCUCGGGAACCGUGGAUUUCAUCGGGAGCUGCUACUUCACGGAAAUCUGCAAGUGCAAGCUGAAGAACAUCGCCUGUUUGAAGUGCGGGAACACCGUUGGCUACCACGUGAUUUGUCCCUGCAAGCCCUGCCUGCUGUCCUGCAACAACGGCCACCUCUGGAUAUUCCACAGCCAGGCCGUGUUUGGCAUCAACAGGCUCGACCCUUCUGGUGUGAAUGUAUUGCUGUGGGGCGAGCUGCCAGAUUUGGAGGAGAGCACAGAAGAAGACACAUCCUGCACCUCUGAGGAGGAGUACAUCAGAUAAACGUGAGCUGCAGGAUCUUCCCUCUGCUGGUUUGCAUUGCAUUCAUUUCAUUUUACCUGAUGGACCAUCAGAGCUUUAAAAAACAGGAAAUCUUGGGGGAAAAAAAUAUCAAAAAAAUCCAAAAAAAUUUGAAUUCUUCUUGCUCUUUCCCUGGACUCCUGAAUCUGCCUGGCAUGCACUCCCUGAGCAGAGAUACACCUUGGAAAUACAAAAUCCAUUUCCUGAGCUCUAUUUUGCUUUUUAUUCUUAACCCUCUCCAGCUGAUAACCCUUUUCUUCUUCCCUAAAGCACUUUUCACAAAGCAAAAACCUCUCAGCUGCUUUCAGUCCCCCCCAAAAAAAAAAACCCUUCAGGAAUAAUCAGCCAGCUCAGGGGAGUUCUGGAAGAACUCAGCUCUGUGCUCAGCAGUGGCUCAAAGUUUUGCUGUUCUUUGGAGCUUCUGGAGCACCUGAGGCUCCCUGGAUGCACUGGGAAGCCUCUUAGAGCCUUUUCAUUUUUAUUUUUUUAAUAUUUUCAGCAUUCUGUCUUUCCACAGAGAUCAAGUUCAUGAUUUUUUAUUCCCCCAUAAAACCAAAAUUCUGCAGUUCUUUAGUAAAACUUCAAGGCUAGGCUGGAGUUUUUCUUCAGGGCAGCAAUAAAACCCAUCCAUUUUCAUAUAUAUAUAUAUAUUCUCCAAAACAAAACUCAAAACUCAGUCAUGAAAUUGGAUUUUUUUUAAAGCAAAAAGAAUAAAAGAGAUCAGGUUAAAUAUUUGGUGCUCAUUCCUAAUUUCCCAUCCUGAGGUGCACAGACAAUCUGGUUCCUGUAGGUAACAAAUUCAAAGCUCAUUUUCUGAGCUGUUAACGAACCAUGAUGUUUAAUUUCUGAACUGAAAUUAAUUAUUAAUUUAAUUUCUGAACUGAAAUUAAUUACUGUCCCCUUCAGCUACUCACCUGAAGGCCACCAAUACCAAAAUUCCAGGUAAAAUUCAUAUAAAAGAACACAGGACACUUAAAUUUGGAUUGAUGCUGAAUAAAUCACUCUGCAGCCUCUUGUGAUGCUUGAAAGGGGUGGAAUGAAGACAGAUCUGAAUUGUCUCAGUGUUUUUACUCAUUAUAUAUUUCUUAAUUAAUGGUACUACCUCUUCUGCACUGUUUAAAUGUAUAUUGGUGUAUAUUUGUAUGUGUGAGUCUUGUUUUGAGUUCCUGUGUUGUGUCUGCCCAGGAAAUAAAAAGCUUUGGACUCUGGAGUCAUCAAUCUGGAUAUAUCAGAUAAUCAAAACAAUGAAAUAGCAUCUUGGAUUAAAAGAGUAGAAUAAUUAGA